This is a messenger RNA of Symbiodinium necroappetens, 1002 nucleotides long. The record is from the annotation of a GenBank genome assembly. NCBI's taxonomy places the organism in Eukaryota, Dinophyceae, Suessiales, Symbiodiniaceae.
AUGUACGAUGCCAGCAUUUGGCUGAACCGGUCAAUUUGCAACAGGAAACUGAACAACCUGGAGGAUGCGGCGACAGAUGCGGAGAUUGCUCAGGAGAUUGACCCGAGCAACGUCAAGGCAUACUACAACAGAGCAUUGGCCCUGCAACUCCUGGAUAAGCACGACGAGGCGCUGAGUAUUUGCAAGAAGGGCCUGAACACACAAUCAGGCAACAAGGCUCUCCAGCAGCUCAAAAUCGAUUUGCAGAAGAGCAUUGCAGAGGCCAAAGCAGCUUGUCCCGGAGAAUUGGCACCGUGCCCACAAGGUCCGGUGAAAGCGGCUGAUGCUCUCCAGAAGAAAGAUGCUCCAAAGUCAUCUGACGAUGUCUAUGAGUGGAAAAACGGAGAGCCCAGCGAAGCAGAGCGGCAGGGGUACAAGAAAGCCAUGGUGGACAUGUUCAGGUCCAAGUACGAGGAAUUAAAAGAAAGGGCGGAAGCCGCAAAAUCUAAGAGGUCGACUCUUCAGACAGACCAUUACGAGGAUGCUCAGAAACAGAGUCUGCAGCUUUCUGGCGGGCACAGGCCCAUGGACAGGCCGGAUAAUGUCGACCUUCCUGCCGACUAUCAGCAGCCAGUUGGCUUGCUUUCGGCAGAGCAGUUGUCAGCGUACGACGCCGAAAACGCAAAUCGGAGAUACCUGUUGUCAGUAUAUGGUAACAUUUUUGAUGUCUCAGACCGUCCGGACAAAUAUGAUCCAGACGGCCCAUACGCCAGUCUGACUGGCAAGGACCUGACCUGGGGGCUGUUCGCUGGCGUGGACACGGUUGAAUACACCAAUAAGUUUUAUGAUCUGUACAAGGCGAGGGACUUGGGAAAGGACAAGCUUGCUGGCGUGUGCAGCUGGCUGGCAUGGUACGAAUCGGAAUAUGGCAAGCCUGUCGGGCAGCUGGAGCCAUGGUCGCGAGAAGCGGAGCUCCCUGCGCCUCCACUUGAAGAAAUCGAGGAGAUGUGCGUUGUAAUGUGA